CUCUCAGCCAUGAUUGCCAGACAGCAGGGUAUCCGGGGCACAUCCCGGGGCUUUAGCAGUGGCUCGGCCAUCAUUGGCGGGGGCAAGAGGGUCGCCUUCAGCUCAGCCUCCAUGUCUGGGGGUACAGGGCGCUGCUCUUCUGGGGGUUUUGGCAGCAGAAGCCUCUACAACCUCAGGGGGAACAAGAACAUCUGCAGCGUGGCUGGGUCUCCCCAAGGUUCUGGCUUUGGGUGUGCUGGGGGUUAUGGCACUGGCAGUUUUGGUGCUGGUUUCGGCAUUGGCGGCUUUGGUGGUGGAUUUGGAGGCUCCUUCGGUCGUCGGGGUGGUGCCGGCUUCCUAGUGUGCCCUGCUGGAGGGAUUCAGGAGGUCACCAUCAACCAGAGUCUUCUGACCCCGCUCCAUGUGGAAAUUGACCCUGAGAUCCAGAAAGUCCGGACUGAGGAGCGGGAGCAGAUUAAGACCCUCAACAACAAGUUCGCCUCCUUCAUCGACAAGGUGCGGUUCUUAGAGCAGCAGAAUAAAGUCCUGGAGACCAAAUGGAAGCUCCUCCAGCAGCAGACAACUACCACAUCCAGCAGAAACCUCGAUCCCUUCUUUGAGACCUAUAUCAGUGCCCUGAGGAAGCAGCUGGAUGCCCUGGCCAAUGAAAAAGGUCGUCUGCAGUCAGAGCUGAAGAUGAUGCAGGACAGUGUGGAGGACUUCAAGACCAAGUAUGAAGAUGAGAUCAACAAACGUACGGCUGCAGAAAAUGACUUUGUGGUGCUCAAGAAGGAUGUGGACGCUGCUUACAUGAACAAGGUGGAGUUGGAGGCAAAGGUGGACAGCCUCAAUGAUGAGAUCAACUUCUUGAGGAUCCUCUAUGAAGCGGAGCUGUCCCAGAUGCAGAACCACGUCAGUGACACAUCUGUGGUCCUGUCCAUGGACAACAACCGUGACUUGGACCUGGACAGCAUCAUCGCUGAGGUCCGUGCACAAUAUGAGGAGAUCGCCCAGAGGAGCAAGGCUGAGGUGGAGGCCUGGUACCAGACCAAGGUCCAGCAGCUUCAGACCUCAGUUGACCAACAUGGGGACAACCUGAAAAGCACCAAGAAUGAGAUCUCGGAGCUCAACAGGAUGAUCCAGAGGCUGCGGGUAGAGAUUGAGAAUGUCAAGAAGCAGUGCCAGACUCUGCAGACAUCUGUGGCUGAUGCCGAGCAGCGUGGGGAGCUGGCCCUCAAAGAUGCCUAUAGUAAGCGCACAGAGCUGGAGGUUGCUCUGCAGAAGGCCAAGGAGGAGCUGGCCCGGAUGCUGCGCGAGUACCAGCAGCUCCUGAGUGUGAAGCUGGCCCUGGACAUUGAGAUCGCCACCUACCGCAAGCUGCUGGAGGGAGAGGAGUGCAGGAUGUCUGGAGAGUGCCAGAGUGCUGUGAGCAUCUCGGUAGUUGGUGGUAGUGUCAGCAGUGGAGGCAUCAGCGGAGGAUUAGGCAUCAAUGGAGGAUUUGGCCUAGGUGCUGGUUUUGGCUCUGGCUCUGGAAGUGGCUUUGGGUUUAGUGGCGGUGUCAGUGGCAGUUCUGGAGGAAAGACAAUCUCUACCACUACUACUCUGACCAGAAGAUCUCAACGAUAGAGGAGAUGAGGUCUCUACAGGCCUCUGAGUCCAGCCGGGCUCAGCCCUUGUGCCUGUGAUCCAUCGCUUCACCUCUACCCUCCCUUCCUGAUGCUCGUCUUACCAAGGUCACCUCCACUCUCCCCUGGGCUCUCUCUGCUCCAAGAUGUUCUUCUCGGCUGGGACAUGGACUCUGUCCUCUUGGAGUUUGGUGGAUUCUUCUCAACUUGGGCCUCAAGACCUACCUGGAAUGAGAGCACCUUCUGCUUUCACCUCCCAUGGACAGAGGAGAAAAUGAUCAGGAGCUCCAUCUCCAGGACUGUCAGCAUUAUACAAGUGGCCAUCCCAGACCAAUCUCCCCCUACCAGAUAUCUAUGGACAUCAGAAUCAAACUCAUUGUCCAUCACCUGGCAGCACCUGGCUCUGCGAGGUCAGGACAUUUAGCUCAGUUCAUUCUUUCUGUUCAGCUUCCGGUGACUCUUCAA
This is a messenger RNA of Fukomys damarensis (Damara mole-rat), 2069 nucleotides long. RefSeq names its product keratin 4 (gene Krt4). The record is from RefSeq and is a predicted model, not a curated record. NCBI's taxonomy places the organism in Eukaryota, Metazoa, Chordata, Mammalia, Rodentia, Bathyergidae. Gene Ontology annotation, cellular component: keratin filament. Bases 10 to 1605 code for a protein of 531 amino acids. The transcript has 9 exons. Gene Ontology annotation, biological process: keratinization; intermediate filament organization. Gene Ontology annotation, molecular function: structural constituent of skin epidermis.